AAUGUCGACCACAAGAUGAAAUUCCGCAGCAAGAAAGGACAAUUGCCUUUCGUCGAAUUGAAUGGUGAAGAAAUUGCUGACAGUGCCAUCAUCAUGAAGGAGUUGUCCAAACGCUACGGAAAGGAUCUGGAUGCUGCUUUGACACCAGAACAACGCAAUGUCUCCCAUGCUAUGGUAUCCAUGAUUGAAAACCACUUGGUAUGGAUCGUUUACUGGUGGCGUACAAAGUACCCAGAAAGUGUCAUCAAAGGAUACAAAGUCAAUUUGCAACAUGCUCUUGGAACUCGUAUUCCAAAUGGAAUCCUCAACUUCUUCUUCAAAUUUGCUUUUGGACGCAAGUGGUUCCAGGGUGCUAAGAAAGUGAAGGCUCAAGGAAUUGGUGUCCACAAACCAGAUGAAAUUGCUGAAUUUGGCAACAACGACCUCCAAGUGCUGAGCGACAUGUUGGCUGACAAGCCCUUCUUCUUCGGCGAUGAACCCACCACCUUGGACAUUGUCGCUUUUGCCAACUUGGCCCAGAUUCACUACAUUUCUCCUGAUGUGUCCUACCCAUUGAGGGACUACAUGGCCGAAAGAUGCCCGAAUCUCGUAGGACAUGUCUCUCGUAUGAAGGAGCGCUGCUUCGCCGACUGGGAAGACAUUUGCGCGACGCUGGACCUCAACUCCCAUCUGCCCAAACCACAACCUGAGCCAACAAAAGAAGGCAAGGAAACCAAGGAAGGCGAAGAAAAAGUUGCUGAACAAGAAGGAGAAGAUAAGUUAGAAAAAGAUAUCGAAAAGGAAAAGUCCGAUGAGAAAGAAAAAGAAAAAGAAGCCGAGAAGGAAACUGAAGAAAACAAGGAAAAGGAAUCAAAAUGAGUUAAUUAAAAACACACCAAUCUUAACAUUAUUCAUAAAAACUGAUAGAUAUGAGAUGUAAGAAAUUUACCUUCAUUAUUCAACAUACAUUCAAAUCUCAUUCAAACUAUGCUCAUCGACAUUGGUUUAUAACAAUUUGAUUUUGUUCUGACUCGUCGUAUUAAUAAUUGUGUUGCUUUAGCAAUAAAGAUUUUAUAUUCUUGCACAAUUAAUAA
Molecule: messenger RNA, 1073 nt
Organism: Ctenocephalides felis (cat flea)
Lineage: Eukaryota; Metazoa; Arthropoda; Insecta; Siphonaptera; Pulicidae
Product: failed axon connections-like
Exons: 6
Coding region: 16-858 (280 amino acids)
Cellular component (GO): cytoplasm
Source: RefSeq, a predicted model, not a curated record